This is a messenger RNA of Exophiala xenobiotica, 717 nucleotides long. RefSeq lists its product as uncharacterized. Bases 1 to 717 code for a protein of 238 amino acids. The transcript has 2 exons. NCBI's taxonomy places the organism in Eukaryota, Fungi, Ascomycota, Eurotiomycetes, Chaetothyriales, Herpotrichiellaceae. The record is from RefSeq and is a predicted model, not a curated record.
AUGCCGUACACGCUUCCGUCCGAACCAGGUGCGCCCUAUGUCGGCGGCAGCAACAACGAUGGCUCCGUAGGCUCUUCUCCGAACGGGCGUACGGACGCCAGUCAUACCCUCGAAGAGGCUAUUGAAACCGCUACAGCAUCUCGGCUUCGCACGGUCCUACACCAAAUGUGCCAGGACAGCCACUUAGUCCGAGACCUCACCACCAAAGCUCUGCUUUCCGCGACAACCACUCCUGCGGAAGGCACCAGCGAAAGCAAUCUGAACGGCAGCAGGAAACGUAAGCGCUUCGAGGUCUGUGGGCAAUGUGGCGACGAGUACGAGGUCGAAAGGAAUGAGAUGGGUUUAUGUGUUGAUCAUCCUGGUCAAAAGGAGGCUGACCACGACUCAGCUGUGUGGGAUGAUUACAAUCUGGAUGUCGCUGGCGACAUGGAUGACCACGUGGACGAUCCGGACUGUCAAGAUGGAUUUUCCUGGAACUGUUGUGAUGGGAAGCUAGGAUCUGUAGGUUGUAAGAGGACAAGACACCGUGCCACCAACCCUGGCGAGAAGAAAGGAAGAAAUGGAGAGAGUGAGUCAGAACCCGAGAAAAGCUUUCAGUUCAAGUACAAGUGUCUCGUACGUACAUCAACGCAAGGAGUGUACUGCGGUCAAUCGGAGCCGUUAAAAACAGCUUGGCAAAUCAAGGUCGACAAUGAAAAUUUGGCGCGUCCACCAUAA